Lindgomyces ingoldianus is the source of this 489-nucleotide messenger RNA. RefSeq lists its product as uncharacterized. The record is from RefSeq and is a predicted model, not a curated record. The coding region runs from base 1 to 489 and encodes 162 amino acids. The transcript is spliced from 5 exons. NCBI's taxonomy places the organism in Eukaryota, Fungi, Ascomycota, Dothideomycetes, Pleosporales, Lindgomycetaceae.
AUGAUAUCUUACCUUGACUGUCCUGUUGCUAGGUGUCUUCAGACGGUAACGGGGGACGAGAUAGGAGAGUCGCGUGAUACUUCUCUGACUUAUGACAGUGCAAGGAGGGUGUACAGUCCUCCGUACGAUCCAGCAGGAAGUUGGGCGAGGGAGGAGGUCGAUAAAGAAAGAGUAAGGAGUGAUCGCAGUCUAAGCCAGCGACCACCCGCUAAGCCUUGCGACCACACUGUACCCGUGACCACGCUGGGCGCAGCCUUGCGAUCGCACUAUACCUGCCCUGGAGCACCACGUGACCUCCGUGGGUCGUGCCCUACCGGCAUCGGCCCGUCCUUCCUCCGUGGGGUUGGAGGCUCGGCAUGUUCCUCUGGCCCAACCAGUGGUCGUAACUGUAACGGCACGAGCAAGACCACGGGUCCGAAUGCGAAAUCUGGGAAUGCCAUUGACACCUAUAGGCCUUGUGCGAAGGAUAUCAGAAAACUACCGAGCUAG